Messenger RNA from Malaya genurostris, 1241 nucleotides. RefSeq names its product phenoloxidase-activating factor 2-like. NCBI's taxonomy places the organism in Eukaryota, Metazoa, Arthropoda, Insecta, Diptera, Culicidae. The transcript is spliced from 4 exons. The record is from RefSeq and is a predicted model, not a curated record. Gene Ontology annotation, biological process: proteolysis. The coding region runs from base 27 to 1169 and encodes 380 amino acids. Gene Ontology annotation, molecular function: serine-type endopeptidase activity.
UCCACAGUAUCAAACAGCGGGUCGAAAUGGAACGACAUACCAGUAAGCUCCACGUGAUUAUAUUUCUGGGAACGUUUCAAGGCUUUUUUGAGCCAGUGUACAGUCAGUGUGACGGAGUUUGCGUACCGAUGGGAAAAUGUCCUGCCAAUGAUUUCGGUGGAACCUUUGUAUUUGAUGUAAGAGUUGGCGCCGAUGAAGAAAUUGAAGCAGAUUGUGAUCAUUAUUUGGAGGUUUGUUGCGAUAAAAGUGCUGUAGUUAAGGAAGAAGGAACGAUUCCUUCUACAGGACGUGGAUCAAGCACCAUAGGGGUUCCCGGAUCAGCAGAUCAAGCAACCGAUCAAGCUGUGUCUGAGUUUCGGCAGUGUGGAUACCGCAAUACGGAUGGUGCAGGUUUUAGAAUAACUAAUGCAAAUAAUGGAGAAACCGAAUUUGGCGAGUUUCCUUGGAUGGUAGCUCUGUUCAGUCAGGAUAACGAGGGGGCUGAGAAAAAAUACUUUUGCGGUGGUUCACUUAUCAAACCUAAUAUUGUACUAACAGCGGCUCAUUGUAUUAUCAAUCGCCUCGAAGAAAUUCUGGUUGUUCGUGCCGGUGAAUGGGACACAAAGACGGAGUUCGAAGUUUUACCAUAUCAAGAACAACGAGUAGCUCAGGCCAUCAUUCACAACAAUUACAAUGCACAAUUAUUGUUCAACAAUGUUGCGCUGCUAGUUUUAGAUCAAGCAUUCGAACCGGAUGAAAAUGUGCAACUGAUCUGCUUGCCACCCCAAGGAAUGGUUUUCAGUGACGACAAUUGUUUCGCGACUGGUUGGGGGAAAGAUAAAUUUGACUCCGCCAGUUAUCAGGUGAUCAUGAAGAAAGUCGAGCUUCCAAUCGUUUCAAACAUGGAAUGCCAAUCAGCUCUAAGAACGACGAGGCUUGGAUCUUCCUUCCGAUUGCACAAUUCCUUCAUUUGUGCCGGCGGACUCGAGGGCGUCGACACUUGCACCGGAGAUGGAGGCUCACCACUUGUAUGUCCAAUUCCCGACUCAGUCAACCGGUACUAUCAAGCGGGCAUUGUUGCUUGGGGAAUCGGUUGCGGACAGGAAAGUAUUCCUGGUGUAUACGUGAGAACCAGUCUUUAUACUGAGUGGAUAGAAAAGCAGUUGGAAAAUUUUAUCACGAACAUCUGAUUUCCAACCGUUGCAUAAAAAAUGUCCAAAAGCAUAAAUCUAAAAGUAAUCAAAAAAACGUUUAUGAAACAA